Messenger RNA from Candida dubliniensis CD36, 726 nucleotides. It is a transcript of the gene MGE1, whose product is annotated as Mge1p. Gene Ontology annotation, biological process: protein folding; protein import into mitochondrial matrix. Gene Ontology annotation, molecular function: adenyl-nucleotide exchange factor activity; protein homodimerization activity; protein-folding chaperone binding. The transcript has a single exon. The record is from RefSeq and is a predicted model, not a curated record. Bases 1 to 726 code for a protein of 241 amino acids. NCBI's taxonomy places the organism in Eukaryota, Fungi, Ascomycota, Pichiomycetes, Serinales, Debaryomycetaceae. Gene Ontology annotation, cellular component: PAM complex, Tim23 associated import motor.
AUGCAUAGAGCUUUAUAUACUUCAUUGGCAAGAACAGUCAAUGCACGUUGUGUGUCCCGUUCAGUAAGAUUUGUUGCACCUCAAGUUUCUGUUUGUAAUCCUCAAAGAUUGGCCUUGCGUUUCAACUCAACUAAUGCUUCCAAAGAAGCCGCCAAGGAGGAAGCCCCCAAAGAAGAAAUUAAAUCUGAAGAGCAAUCCUCUGCAGGUGAAUCCGAAGCUCAAGAAGUUGAUCCUUUUGCAGAAUUAAAAGAAAAAUUGGAAAAGAAAGACAAGGAGUUGGCCUCAAUGAAAAAUCAUUAUGCUAGAGCCGUUGCUGAUUUCCGUCAUUUACAAGAAACAACCAAAACUGAAGUUCAGAAAGCUAAAGAUUUUGCGUUGCAAAAGUUUGCUAAGGACUUGUUGGAUUCCCUCGAUAACUUCAACUUGGCACUUGGUCACGUCAAAGAAGAUACUUUGAAAUUGAAUGAUGAAGUUAGAAGCUUGUACGAAGGUGUUGACAUGACCAAGACUGUUUUUGAAAAAACUUUGAACAAAUAUGGUAUAGAGAAGAUUGAUCCUAUUGACCAAGUGUUUGAUCCAAAUUUGCAUGAAGCUACUUUCCAAAUGGCUAGUCCAGGCAAGGAACCAGGUACAGUUUUCCAUGUUCAACAAGUUGGUUACACUUUGAAUGAAAGAGUAUUGAGACCAGCUAAAGUUGGUGUUGUCAAAUCUGAAGACGACAAUUGA